Molecule: messenger RNA, 3766 nt
Organism: Linum tenue
Lineage: Eukaryota; Viridiplantae; Streptophyta; Magnoliopsida; Malpighiales; Linaceae
Source: the annotation of a GenBank genome assembly
CUUCCUGGUUUCCUUUUCUCUCCCAUUCCUGCAAAACAAAAUCCCUAAAAUCAGAUCUCCGCAACUAAACACUGACCCAAACACCCCAGUGCUUCAAUGGCGGAAACUCGAACACCCAAAAAGCCAUCAGCAAAAACCUUCAAGUCUCCGAAACAAUCGUCUCCUCUCCCUCCGACGUCAAGCUUCCUCACCCCGCAGACUCCGCAGACCGCCGACCCACCCCGCCGAUCCUCCCGUCGUCUAUCCCUGAAGUUCGAUUCCACCCCCGAGAAGCCAGUUCAGCAAUCGGCGAGGAAGGAGAAGAGCUCGAGGAGAAAUGAAUUGAUAAAACCCCCAAAAUCUUGUUCUAAAACUGUGGACGCGGCGGAGUUGACUUUCUCCCCGGCGUCGCCGGAGCAAUCGGAGGCGAGGAAGAGGAAAAGAGCCGAUGGGAAGCAGCAAAGGACGGCGGCGAAGAGGGUUUAUUACAGGAAAGUGGUGUAUGACGAGGGAGAAUUCGGGGUUGGGGAUGACGUGUAUGUGAAGCGGAGGGAGGACGCGAGCUCCGACGAGGAGAUCCCUGAAUCGGAGGAAUGUAGAAUGUGCUUCAAGACGGGGAAGGCUGUCAUGAUUGAAUGUGAUGAUUGCUUGGGUGGAUUUCAUUUGAAAUGCUUGAAGCCUCCGUUGAAAGAUGUUCCUGAUGGGGAUUGGAUUUGUGGGUUCUGCGAGGCGAAGCGAUCUGGGAAGGUGGUUGAGGGGCCUAGGCCUCCUACUGGGAAGAGGAGAGUCAGAACUUUGAGGGAGAAGCUUCUUUCCAGUGACCUAUGGGCUGCACGCAUUGAAAGUUUGUGGAAGGAAACGGAUGGAAGCUAUUGGUUUAAGGGUCGAUGGUAUAUUAUACCAGAAGAAACUGCAACCGGAAGGCAAGCUCACAACUUGAAGAGAGAGCUUUACAGGACAAACGAUUUUGCUGAUAUUGAGAUGGAGUCAGUCAUAAGGCAUUGUUCGGUCAUGACUCCCAAAGAGUACGCAAAGGAAAACGAAGGAGAUGAUGUUUUCAUGUGUGAAUAUGAGUAUGACGUACGUUGGAAUUCAUUCAAGCGCAUAGCUGAAAUCGACAAUGAGGGAGAGGAAGGUGAAGAUGCUGGGAGCGAUGAAGAUUGGAAUUCGUCCAAAGACGUAGUUUCUGAUUCUGAAGAUGACAUGGAGUAUGAAGCUGAAGCUGAUAAACAUUUGCCACACAGAACCUCUUCAACACAUGCCCUGGCUGCAAACUCAAAGAAAGGGCACUUUUAUGGCCUUCAGAAGAUAGGAACCAAGAGGAUACCAGAACAUGUUAGGUGUCACAAACAAACUGAUCUAGAAAGAGCAAAAGCAACACUGUUGUUGGCGACAUUGCCCAAAUCUCUUCCUUGCAGGAAUAAAGAAAUGGAUGAGAUUACUACAUUUAUAAAAGGUGCCAUCUGUGACGAUCAGUGUCUAGGUCGUUGCCUCUACAUCCAUGGUGUUCCCGGAACUGGGAAGACAAUGAGUGUGCUAUCCGUAAUGAGGAACUUGAGGUCUGAAGUUGAUGCAGGAACAGUAAAGCCAUACUCCUUUGUCGAGGUUAAUGGGCUAAAGUUGGCAUCUCCAGAGAAUAUUUAUAGGGUUAUUUAUGAGGCUCUGAGUGGUCACAGGGUUAGCUGGAAAAAGGCUCUCCAUUUGUUGAAUGAGAGAUUCUCAAAUGGGAAGAGCAUUGGCAAAGGGGAUGACAAGCCAUGUAUUCUACUCAUUGAUGAGCUUGAUCUACUUGUGACUAGAAACCAAUCGGUUAUAUACAAUAUUCUUGAUUGGCCAAAUAAGCCGCAUUCUAAGUUAAUCGUGAUAGGAAUAGCAAAUACAAUGGAUCUUCCAGAAAAGCUGCUCCCUCGCAUUUCUAGCCGUUUGGGUAUCCAGAGGCUUUGCUUUGGCCCCUAUAACUAUCAGCAGCUACAAGAGAUAAUUUCAAGUCGUCUUAAAGGGAUCGACGUGUUUGACAAGCAAGCUGUAGAGUUUGCCUCAAGGAAGGUUGCCGCCAUAUCUGGAGAUGCACGUCGUGCUCUAGAGAUAUGCAGGCGCGCAGCUGAAAUUGCCGAUUAUCGUAUCAAAAUGUUGAGGGAAACUCCCACAGGGAAAGGUAUGGUUGCAAUGUCAGACGUAGAAGCAGCCAUUCAGGAAAUGUUCCAAGCACCACAUAUCCAAAUGAUGAGAAGUAGCUCCAAACUCGGUAAAAUAUUCUUGACAGCCAUGGUAUAUGAGCUCUACAAAACAGGGAUGGGAGAGACAACAUUUGAGCAGUUGGCGAUGACAGUUUCAUGUCUCUGUGCGGGCAAUAGAGAAGCCUUUCCUGGCUGGGACACUCUCAUGAGAGUUGGCUGUAUGUUGGGUGAAAGCAGAAUAAUUGUAUGUGAACCAGGAGCUAGGCACAGGCUGCAGAAACUGCAGCUCAACUUUCCAAGUGAUGACGUGACUUUCGCACUGAAAGACAGCAAGGACCUGCCAUGGCUAGCCAAGUUUUUAUGCCAUGGCUAGCUAACUUCAUCAUCUACUUAUAUCCAGCAAUUUUGGGAGGCUGCAACUAGUAAUGUACUUCGUCGAGACUGUGGUUCAUCAACUUUAUUUAUUUAUUUAUUUAUUCAGAACCACACAAACUGUGGUUCAGAGGCGCUAUUAGAUACCAACAUGGGCGGCUGGAAGCCUGGAACUCGAAUUUGUACUUUGUUGAGACUUUCUUGCGUUGGUUUCAAGUUUCAACACUCUUUGUAACCCUUGAGAGAGUCAAUUGCAUAAACGUUCUUUCUAAGUGGCCGAUAUAUUAUGGCAAAUUCAUUAUAGCGCGAAUAAUCAUUCUCUUACUACAAACUAAACUAAAGCACGCCGGAGAUGGCGAUAAAAAACAGGGGUAGUAAACCGACGGCGAGAACUGAGAAUCCAAAAUGGCAGAUGGCUCACCACCUAAUCGCUUUAACUUCCUAGAAACCAAUCAAUCCAGCCAGAAGAACAAACACCCCCACAUAAGAACCCAACUUAAGCUCCCUCAUCCUGUACCCACCACUAGUGCCAUUUCCCGGAGCCGAAGCAGGGGGUGAGCCGCCGGGAGUGGAGCCAAGAGCAGGGGAAGAAGCCGGAGCCGGAGCCGCGCCACCGGUCAGUUGCAGCGUCUGCUUGGCAGCCAGAUUCGGGGGCCCAAAAUCGUGCUUCCCGGGAAGCCCGUUGGUAACCGUCGCCCCGACCUGCCAGACGUGGUUGACCCGAUCGGCGCCCGCCGGAAGUUUCACGGAGGCGAAAAUCGCGGUGGCCCCACCGCUGAGAGACUCGGCGGCGAGGUCCCAGACGUCGAACGACAGCUUCUCCUCCUUGAUGCUCCCGUACGAGACGAGAUUGAAUGUCUUGACGACGAGGCCGCCGGCGGCGGAAGAGGGUUUCAGGGCAAUGAGAGCCUGGGUGCCGGCCAUGCCGGUGCCGUUCGGGUUGAUCCCCCAUCCGACCCAGCCGCCGUCUGCGCCGCCGGGAGCGGCGGCGACGAAGGCGACGGAGAGGGAGGAAUUGGUGGCGUUGAAUGUGUAGUGCAGGGCCGCGGACAGCGCCGGGAGGGAUGUGCAGUUGGCGAAGAUCUUGUUGUUCUUGAAUUUCUGAGGCGGGCAGGUGGUAGUGGCGGAGCGUACAGCAGGUGUGCAGAAGAGGAAGAGGAGGGAGAGAGCUGCAAGAGAAGAGAGGGACGCCAUUAAUGGAGCUUCGGUAGAGGAUAAAAUGGGGAAAGGCAGUUGGG